UUCAAUUGGCGAUUCGCGUGGAGUGAACAGCUGUGUUCUGUGUUUUGGUUUUAAAUUUGCAUUAUAAUUUCAACUUUUGUACUGUUCACAAUGAACGGCCUACCGCAAAGUAAACACUAUAAUCUAACCCAUUACCAGCAGCGUUACAACUGGGAUUGCGGUCUCUCCUGCAUUCUGAUGAUAUUGUCGAGCACCCAACGGGAUCAAUUGCUAAACAAUUUCGAAGCCAUCUGCAGGGAGGAGGGAUUCGGUUCCAGCACCUGGACAAUUGAUCUGUGCUAUUUGUUAUUGCGCUAUCAAGUGCGUCAUGAGUACUUCACCCAGACCUUGGGCAUUGAUCCAAACUACACCCAACACACAUACUACUCGAAAAUCAUUGACAAGGACGAGAAGCGUGUGACGCGCAAGUUCAAGGAUGCCAAGGCUCAUGGCCUGCGCGUGGAGCAGCGCACCGUUGACAUGGAGGUGAUACUAAGACAUUUGGCCCGUCAUGGUCCCGUGAUAUUGUUAACCAAUGCCUCGCUCCUCACCUGCGAGAUAUGCAAACGCAAUGUACUCGAGAAAUUUGGUUGUUUUCAUAUCUCUUGUAUUGCCCAAAAUACACGCAUACCCAUUAAAAGCUAUGCCGGACAUUAUGUGGUGCUAAGUGGCUACGAUAUGACCAGUCAGAAGGUCUUCUAUCACAAUCCCGAGGUUCACGAUGGCCAUAUCUGUCAAUGUCUAACCGAGUCCAUGGAUGUGGCCCGCCGUGCCUAUGGCACCGAUGAGGAUAUCAUUUUUAUUUAUGAUCAGCAACAAUCUGCGGCUGCCAGCGGUUGCCAAUAAGGAUUAACGAAUCUUUAGCUACAUGUAGUGUACCUGUGCCCAGCAGCAGCAGCAUAUGACAGUGGAGAUGAAGAUGAAAAAAAAAGAAGAGAUAUCUUGUCUUGUGAUAAUUAUUGUGUAUCAAAGGGUUUUGUACUUGGUCGCAUGUGAUCCUCUACUAAUAAUGUAUUUAAAAUGGAUUCCUUUAUGGCCAAGUGGAAAGUGGACUAUGACCAUGGAAGUUUGACGAUGGCAUUUGCUUGAGCUAGGCUAGGCUAGGCUAGGCUAAAAAGAAUAAAUAAGUUUGUUGAUGGCUUUUAAACUCAUUAUUAUCUUUCUCUCCCCCAAAACCCCCCUCCACCAAUUAUGAGAUAUGAUGUUUCACAAAAGAA
Drosophila willistoni is the source of this 1196-nucleotide messenger RNA. RefSeq names its product protein GUCD1. The record is from RefSeq and is a predicted model, not a curated record. The transcript has 3 exons. Lineage: Eukaryota; Metazoa; Arthropoda; Insecta; Diptera; Drosophilidae. The coding region runs from base 91 to 825 and encodes 244 amino acids.